Molecule: messenger RNA, 483 nt
Organism: Moneuplotes crassus
Lineage: Eukaryota; Ciliophora; Spirotrichea; Euplotida; Euplotidae
Source: the annotation of a GenBank genome assembly
AUGACUACUUGGGUAACUAAUUUCAUAUUCAAGAAGGCGGCCAUUGGCUUGAAGGCAAAACAGCAUUUUACUAUUAGCAGAUAUCUGGGAGUAAAAGGUGCCCAAAAGCAUCUUCUCAACGAUAUUGAGAGUAAAGAGUACAAACAACUGUUUUCAUACGCUAAUCUCCAUGACGACCAUGUUGCUGAUGAUAUUCUGGUCAAGGCUGAGGCAAGAGCACGUGGUAAUUACCAGAAAGGAGACAUCGACCUUGCUGAUUAUCUUAGAAUCACUGAGAAAAUUAAGGACCUCAAAAAGCAAAGAUUUGCAGAGAAUUAUGAUGGAGAAAAAGUUAGCACCAUCGUUGGAGGCACCAGGCAAAGAGAGUUUAAUAACUUACUCAACCAACUUGAUAAGAAUGAGAGAGGAGAAAUCGCUCAUAAGUUAUGGAGAACUAGGAAAGAGGCCGAUCCAGCAGCACGUGGACCUAUCGGGUACAGAUAA